Rotaria sp. Silwood1 is the source of this 252-nucleotide messenger RNA. Lineage: Eukaryota; Metazoa; Rotifera; Eurotatoria; Philodinida; Philodinidae. The record is from the annotation of a GenBank genome assembly.
AUGCUCUUACACAAUAAUACAAUUGCCACUGCUGGUUUUCUCUCAACGACAGAAUCUCCAUCGUCAACAACAAGUGUCUAUUCUCAUCAAACAAAUCUACCAACAACAUCAACAAAUCAAUAUUUUCAAAAUUUUCCACCACCUUGGAUUCAACAAUAUAAUAAUCAACGAUUAUUUAAUCAACAAUUUUUUGUACGAGAGAUAAUGUCUGAUGAUGAUAAUGAUGAUGGUGGUGAUGGUAAGAUAGUUUGA